Messenger RNA from Rhodamnia argentea, 1104 nucleotides. Its product is annotated as protein HEAT INTOLERANT 4-like. The coding region runs from base 10 to 1050 and encodes 346 amino acids. The record is from RefSeq and is a predicted model, not a curated record. NCBI's taxonomy places the organism in Eukaryota, Viridiplantae, Streptophyta, Magnoliopsida, Myrtales, Myrtaceae. Gene Ontology annotation, biological process: regulation of cellular response to heat. The transcript is spliced from 14 exons.
CGUCAAAGCAUGGGGAAGAGGCUGAAGCGAACCGCGAGCCAGCGAGGCGACGCCCAAUCGUCUUCUGAGGAGCAGCAGCCGCAGCAGCAAUCCACCAAGACGACGACGACUGCCCGGGCGAACAAGCGCGUCAAGGCCGCGAAGCCGGAGGCCGAGCCGGAGUUCUUCAAGGAUAAGCGCAACUUGGAAGAUUUGUGGAAAGCUGUCUUUCCUGUGGGCACAGAGUGGGAUCAAUUGGACAGAGUCUAUCAAAUGAACUGGGAUUUCUCAAAUCUUGAAAAUGCUUUUGAGGAGGGUGGAAAGCUGUAUGGCGAGAAGGUUUAUCUCUUUGGAUGUACAGAACCUCAGUUGGUCUUUUUUAAGGGCGAGCGCAAGAUUAUGUAUAUCCCUGCUGUUGUGGCUGUUGUAUCUCCUUUUCCACCAUCUGAUAAGAUUGGAAUUACAUCAGUCCAAAGGGAGUCUGAAGAAAUAAUUCCAAUGAAGCAGAUGAAAAUGGAUUGGGUCCCAUAUAUUCCUUUGGAGAAUAGAGACAGUCAAGUUGAUAGGUUGAAAUCUCCAAUAUUUAUAUUGAGCUGCACUCAGCGAAGGGCUGCUUUGAAGCAUUUGAAGAUAGACCGGGUUAAGAAAUAUGAGUACUGCCUACCUUAUUUUUAUCAGCCAUUCAAGGAGGACGAGUUUGAACAGAGCACCAGUAUUUCAAUUAUGUAUCCAGUGGAACCACCGUUUUUUUGCGAAUUUGACUGGGAGGUGGGUGGACUUGAGGAUUUAACUGAUAAUUUAAUUGAAGAGCGGUAUCUGACCGAAGAUCAAAAGGAUGAUUUCAAGGACCACGUGAAGAAGACAGUUAGAGAGGCAAAGAAAGCUAAUAGAGAGGCAAGGGAGGCUCGCAAAAAGGCCAUUGAAGAAAUGAGUGAGGAAACUAAGUCCGCAUUCCAAUCAAUGAAGUUCUAUAAAUUUUAUCCUGUGCAAACACCAGAUACCCCAGAUCUAUCCAAUUCUAAGGUUCCUUUCAUAAACAGAUACUAUGGAAAAGCACGUGAAGUUCUCUGAUGCUAUCUAUCCGCAAUGCGGGGGUCCGGCCUCGAGACUUUCUGCAUUUCAAUU